Messenger RNA from Vespa mandarinia (Asian giant hornet), 5080 nucleotides. It is a transcript of the gene siz, whose product is annotated as Brefeldin-resistant Arf-GEF family protein schizo. Gene Ontology annotation, molecular function: guanyl-nucleotide exchange factor activity. The record is from RefSeq and is a predicted model, not a curated record. Gene Ontology annotation, biological process: regulation of ARF protein signal transduction; actin cytoskeleton organization. NCBI's taxonomy places the organism in Eukaryota, Metazoa, Arthropoda, Insecta, Hymenoptera, Vespidae.
GAAGAAGGCGGUGCUUAGUACGACUGGAGAACUGGAACGAUACGGAAUUCGGAACGGACCGGGCCGUGGGACAGUAGACAAGGAGGAGAGUCCCAAGAUGGCGAAGCUGGGAUGAAACGGUGUCGCAUCGUGGGGGCGGUUAGUCGUCGAUUUCUCACGGUAGACUGUGCAUCCGUUAUGCGCGUUAUCACCGGCAACUCGCCUUGACUUUCUACGGUCGAUCGAAGUUUAGCGAUCGAGAUUUUCGAUGCUGUACAAAUCGUAUUAUUCGAUCGCGAUAAAAGGCGCGAGGAAAGAAGAAGUGUCGUAUUCAUCUUUCUCAUCUUUCUUUUUCCUCUUCUUCUGCUACUUCUACUAUAACUUCUUCUUAUUCUUCUUCUUAUACUUAUUCCAUUUACUUCUUUCAUUAUAUUCUCUCGGUGUUAUCGAAAGGAAGAAAAGGAAAGGGGCGGGGAAAACGUGCGCGGGAAGAUUGACGCUAAAGUGAUUAAAUAAUAUAAUAUAAAAUAAAGCAAAGUAAAAUAAGAUAAAAUAAAUAUAAAGUAAAUAGAGAAAGGUAAAGAGAAAGGAGGAAAGUAAGAGAAAAGAAAAGAAAAGAAAAGAAAAGAAAAGAAAAAGCAAAGAAGAGAAGAGAAAAACAAAAAGGAAGAAGGAAUUGGCGGUGGGAAAACGUUUGAAAAAAAAAGAAAAAAAAAAAUAAGAAAGAAAGAAGGGGGAAAAACCGCGUGUGUGGGGAUCAUCAUCAUCAUCAACAUCAAUCCAUUAUCCGUGGCGAAGGAGAAAAGGUAAACAAAGCGGUAUGAGCGCGGUACUGAAUAGUGUUGUUGGAGGUGUUACUGGAGGUGGAGGAGGCGGUGGAGGUAACACCAUCACCACCACCACCACCACCACCACCAAUGCAGCCGUCGCUGUCGAAUCGGCAACCGGUUUACUCGAUCCCGACGUUGAGACCAUCAUCGAGGAAAAAAAUCAAUUGAUAAGCCGGCAAUAUGCAGAAAUCGAAAGACUUCAAAGAGAACUCAGAGAAGUCAUCGGUGAACGUGAUGCUCUGAUCUGCGAGGUAUCAAAAUUCAAGUUCGAGCGCGAGAUGACCGAUCUCAAACGUCUCCACGAUGAUAGUUUUCCGCAAAAAAUGGAAAGGCCGUCGUCGCACAGUUCGAACGUUAAUCAAAUGCACGGAGGUGCCAAUAUACAUGGCAUUUAUUCAUCUGGAAGUCAGACCAGUCUUUCAACGUCCUAUGUUACUGGGCAAUCUUAUAUGCAGGGACAAAAUUACGUACACGGUGCAUACUCAUCACCAAACGUACAUGCAGGCUAUCCGCAUACGAGUUACUCUCAACCACAAAGUUAUGGUACAAUGGUACAGGGAUAUGGUGGACAACCCCAAAUGGGUUAUCAACAGAAUCAUCUUAAAAAGGGAACCGUACGAAACGGCGACGUCUUGAAGAGAUGCAGACUUCAAACUGCGUACGAACUAUCUCAGGACCUUCUUGACAAGCAAAUCGAGAUGCUCGAACGAAAAUAUGGUGGUGUUAAGGCAAGGAAUGCCGCAUUGACGAUACAACGUGCGUUUAGGAGGUACACGCUGUUGAAAAAAUUCGCUGCGAUAACGGCAAUGGCUAAGGCGGAGAAAAGAUUGAGCAGAAAAUUACAAGAUCCGGUUGAUCGUCCAGUUAACGCCAAUGAUCACGAAAGGAUGGCCUAUCACAGUCAAAUAUAUAUACAACAGAGUCAAACGGCUAAUAGACCAAUGCCUAUAAGGAGUAUGUCGCUUAGGGAGAGGAGACACGUCGAUAAUUCUCAAUCGCCAAUACCAAGAAGUCAAAGUGGCAGGUGUGAGAUUCAAAUAGGUGGUGGUGGUGGUGGAGGACAUCAACACGUUAAUCAUAGCUUGCAUCAAAGUGGUAGGCAUACACCAUCUUUGGCACCUAGCCCGUGCAACAGACAUCAGCCUUUACCUCCUAGCCCUUGCUGGGAAUCGAGUUCUCAAGAGAGUGGCUCCAGCAUCCAUUACUACAAUCCACAGGAUACCUUGUGUGGUCUUAGACAAGAUACACCCCCUAGAGAUUUACUUCGAACGCCAUGCACUUCUCCGUCUGGCCCACACAAUCUUCAGACCCCGAUAUCGCAGAACUGGAACAACACGAGCCAACUUAGCUCUACCGGUAGAUCCAGGGGUGGUUCCGGUAAGAAAGUACCACCGGAAGUUCCAAAAAGAACGUCUUCCAUCACGUCGAGAUCAAUGGAACCGCGUCACAAUGGUCUGAGCAAAAGCGUAGAAAACGGUAGCCUGAGCUCCGUCCAAAGUUCCGGUAGCGACUCCACCAACUGUGAGAGUUCCGAGGGUGACGCUCAGAGAGGGUCACCAGUAUGGAAACACAAAGGAAUCUCAAGUUCACCGGAGCAUCAAGAUUGUGCAACACAUAAUACGGACACUGGAACGAUAAUAAAUAGCGUGAAGGAUCUUGGACAUUCCCAUGCUAGUUCCAGUUAUCAAUUACCAUUAAUGGAUCAUGCCGAUUCAAUACCCCAAACAAGUUAUAAAGUAUCCGAGACAGUGAGGAAACGUCAAUAUAGGGUUGGAUUAAAUUUAUUCAAUAAAAAACCAGAAAGAGGAAUAAGUUAUUUAAUAAGACGUGGAUUCCUUGAGAACAGUCCGCAAGGAGUUGCGAGGUUUUUAAUUAGUAGAAAGGGAUUAUCUAAACAAAUGAUCGGGGAAUAUCUUGGAAAUUUACAAAAUACGUUUAACAUGGCGGUACUAGAAUGCUUCUCGCAUGAAUUAGAUUUAUCGGGGAUGCAGGUCGACGUUGCACUGCGAAAAUUCCAAGCGUAUUUCAGAAUGCCAGGUGAGGCACAGAAGAUCGAACGUUUGAUGGAAGUGUUCAGUCAACGUUAUUGCCAAUGUAAUCCCGACGUUGUCUCGAGAUUACGUUCGGCUGACACAGUAUUCGUAUUGGCAUUUGCUAUAAUCAUGCUAAAUACAGAUUUACAUACGCCAAAUUUAAAACCAGAACGUAGAAUGAGACUCGAUGAUUUCGUUAAGAAUCUCAGGGGUAUUGAUGAUUGCGGUGACAUCGAUAAGGACAUACUCGUUGGUAUUUAUGAAAGAGUCAAGGACAACGAAUUUAAACCGGGCUCCGAUCAUGUGUCCCAAGUUAUGAAGGUUCAAGCUACGAUAGUUGGGAAAAAACCAAAUAUGGCAUUGCCGCAUAGAAGAUUGGUCUGUUACUGUAGAUUAUACGAGAUACCGGAUAUACACAAAAAGGAAAGGCCAGGGGUCCAUCAAAGGGAGGUCUUUCUUUUUAACGAUUUACUCGUUGUUACGAAAAUUUUGAGCAAGAAAAAAAACAGCGUAACUUACACGUUCAGACAAAGUUUUCCACUUUGCGGAAUGGUCGUGACAUUAUUCGAGGUUCCUCAUUAUCCAUAUGGGAUAAGAUUGUCUCAGCGGGUUGACGGCAAGGUCCUAGUUACAUUCAACGCAAGGAACGAACACGAUAGAUGUAAAUUUGUUGAAGAUCUUCGUGAGUCGAUAAGUGAAAUGGACGAAAUGGAAACAUUAAGGAUCGAAACGGAAUUGGAAAGACAAAAGAGUAGUAGAGGUGCUAGAGGGGGUGCAGAAAAUAGAGAUUCUGGUGUGGCCGACGUUGAAGUUUGUCCUUGUCCGGGACCAUGUUCCGAAAGAUCAGAAACAGUCGACAUGGAUACACAAUUGAAACGUUCCGCUCUGAGUAACUCGUUACUAGAUAUACACGAACAAUUCGCUGGUGAGAAACCGCAACGCCGUGGGAGCGUUGGCUCACUAGAUAGCGGUAUGUCAAUUUCAUUUCAAUCUACUUCUGCGAGCUCUAUGAGCCAAGGUAUUAAACAUCCUGGACAACAAGUACAUCCUGUUCAUCCAGGUGCCACGAUUCCUGGUGGUAGCAAAGGUCUCACUCAACAGCCAUCUUUUUUAGGCGGGCUCUUUGCUAAACGCGAACGAAAGCUAUCCCAAUCGGAUGAUUCAACACCUUAUAGCCGUACUACGGAAGUAUAAUGUAUCCUUCCAAUAGUAUACAUAUAGUAAGAUUACAAAAUGGAAAAUAAUAAUAACAACAACAACAAUAACAACAAUAACAAUAAAAAAAGAAACCAUAUUAGGUUUUAUUUUAGUACGCUUUGUGAAAAUACUUGAUUGUCAUCUGGGAUUAUAUAAAUUACGAUUAUUAAAAAAUAUUAUGAUCGAACGAAGAAGAAAACAAAAAAAAAAAACAAAAAACAAAACAAAAAAAAAAAGAAAAAAAAUAGAGAAAAAAAUCAGCGUGAACAUAUAGUUUCGAAUCGAAAAUACAAAAAAUCAUUAUCUUUAUGUCAUAUGCCCGUUACAACAAUAAUCAUUGUCUCUCGUCAUCGUUAUUCCAUUUAUUACAAAUUUUAAUUAAUUUAAGUUAAUCCUAAUCGGUUUUUUUUUUAAAUGAUCAUAUUCUCUAUGUAAUAUAAUAUUAUAAUUGGAAAAAAAAAAUUGGAACACUUUACAAUUGUAUAAUCAUGCGAGUACAUUUUAUAUUAUUGUAUCGUUAUACCUUAUAAAUACGUAUUUUCUAUUAAUUGAAUUUCUCUAAGUCCGUAGUCACAAUGUGUUAAGAAGUUAAAGCCGAUUUGUGAGGAUUUAAGAUGCCGAAAGUUCCUGUAUGGACCAAAAGUUUUGUAGAUGAUUUUAUUUAGAUCGAUUAUUCCUACUAUGAGAUCUUUCAGAUUAAUCUCUUUUCUUCUUUUUCUUCUUCUUCUUUUUUAUUUUCUUCUUUUUCUUUUUCCUUUGUCCGAGAUUGUAAAACUAUCGAGCGUAUCUUACACAAUUCGAGCCCGUCUAUGCAUAUAUAACAGUCUCUAAAAAGAGUAACAGGGAUAUUUACAAAAAAAAAAAAAAAAAAAAAAAAAAAAAAGAAACACUUAGACACUUUUUUGGAAAACUGCCCGGGAACUUUCGUAUUCGUAAACCCUUUGUAUUUGGGAAAAUGUUAGGAAGACAAAGAAAAAAAAAAUUGAAACAAACAAAAAAAAAAAGAAAAGAAAAAAAGAAAAACAUACGAAGGAUCGUAAU